AUGUUCAACUCCGAUUGUAAGGGUAUAAUUGACUUUUCAUGUAUUACGGCUCCACCACCUGACACUAAGGCACUCUUUGUCCAUCUCGUUGGUAUCAUCGGAUUCGGAUGGUAA
Arabidopsis thaliana (thale cress) is the source of this 114-nucleotide messenger RNA. RefSeq lists its product as uncharacterized. NCBI's taxonomy places the organism in Eukaryota, Viridiplantae, Streptophyta, Magnoliopsida, Brassicales, Brassicaceae. The transcript has a single exon. Bases 1 to 114 code for a protein of 37 amino acids. The record is from RefSeq and is marked reviewed.